Messenger RNA from Physeter macrocephalus (sperm whale), 342 nucleotides. Its product is annotated as dihydrolipoyllysine-residue acetyltransferase component of pyruvate dehydrogenase complex, mitochondrial-like. Lineage: Eukaryota; Metazoa; Chordata; Mammalia; Artiodactyla; Physeteridae. The record is from RefSeq and is a predicted model, not a curated record. The transcript has 2 exons. Gene Ontology annotation, biological process: pyruvate decarboxylation to acetyl-CoA. Gene Ontology annotation, molecular function: dihydrolipoyllysine-residue acetyltransferase activity. The annotation marks the transcript as partial.
GUUGAAACUGAUAAAGCUACUGUUGGGUUUGAGAGCCUGGAGGAGUGUUACAUGGCAAAGAUACUUGUUGCUGAAGGUACCAGAGAUGUUCCAAUUGGAGCAAUCAUCUGUAUCACAGUUGAAAAGCCUGAAGAUAUUGAGGCCUUUAAAAAUUAUACACUGGAUUCUUCAGCAGCACCUACCCCACAAGCAGCCCCAGCACCAACCCCUGCUGCCGCUCCUCCGUCACCUGCACCUCCUGCUCAGGCUCCUGGUAGCUCAUAUCCUCCUCACAUGCAGGUGAGGCUCAGCCUCUGGGUGUUUGCUCUAGAAAAUGUAUUAUUCAUUCAUUAUUUUUCAUAG